UUCAUGUACCUGCAGGUGCACGGGCCAGGUCUGGAAUCGGAAAGCUCAACUUGUAGCAAAAUAAUGCCAGAUCACCGUCUCUGUCCAGACCCUAUCGUCCCACCUUGCCGAGUCUACUUUUGCGCUUUUGCCAUGACAUGGUGUCUUUCAAGAUAAGACACUGUCCCUUGAAAAAUAUCCAGUGUGCGUGACUGUUCGAGCUUCGUCCUACGCAUCCACCGCCUCCUCCGUAAAACCCCCGCGCCGCGACAGCAGUACUCAUUGGCAGCACCAUGUCGGAUUUCCAGAUGUACCACGCUCUUGGGCAAGGCUCUCAGGAUCCUAACGAAGCAUCGCAAGCGGACAACGCGAACGCCUUCCGUCCUCCCGUCGCUGCCAGUCCCGCUGGCUACCAACAAACCGGAGGUCCCACAUAUGGCCAUACCCCAAAUCAAUACGGCCCGCCCAGUCAGAACACGGCCCCGGCUCAGCAGCCAGGUUACUUUCCACCUCAGGCUUCACCACAAUACCAGCAUGCACCACAGGAUGUGGAUGGUUUGGCACAGCAGAUGGGGGGUAUGGGAUUGAGUGCAGAGCAGUCGGGGACUGUGAGGCAUAACAAGAAGAAGGGCCGCCAUGCCUAUCAUAACCUCGAGGGCCCUGGCGGAAGCCCACAAGCACUCAAUGGCAUGCCUCAAGGGAAUGUGGGAACUCCAACACAAUUCGGCCAGCCUCAGAUCACACCAGCCAUGAACCAGUUCCCCGCAGCUGCACCUCUCUUCAGCCCAACAAGCCCAGCGACAGGCAUGCAACAUGCUGCGCGCAUGUCCAGCCCUGCUCCUGGCGUGUCGACUGCUGCACAGCAGGGCAAAGUGGAUCCGGAGCAGAUACCCAGCAUUCCGCGAUCGCGAGAUGCUCCCGCAAAGUAUUAUCUUGAGCAUGUAUACCCUACCAUGGAACGACAUUUACCUCCGCCUGCUCUAGUACCAUUUGUCGCAUUCGAUCAAGGAAACUCUUCUCCUAAGAUUGCGAGACUCACUCUCAACAGCAUUCCCUCGACUGCCGAGGCGCUUAAUUCCACCCAUCUUCCUCUUGGCCUUCUACUCCAACCAUUAGCCCGACAACAAGAAGGCGAACAGCCUGUACCUGUUUUAGACUUUGGUGAUACGGGACCACCACGGUGUAGGAGGUGUCGUGCAUACAUCAACCCAUUUAUGCCAUUCAAAUCGGGCGGCAACAAGUUCGUGUGUAACAUGUGUACGUUUCCGAACGAUGUGCCUUCGGAUUACUUUGCGCCCACAGAUCCAUCCGGAGUGAGGGUGGACAGAUUACAACGCCCGGAACUCACGCUGGGCACUGUAGAUUUCAUGGUUCCUAAAGAAUACUGGUCUAAAGAACCCGUUGGUUUGAACUGGCUUUUCUUGAUUGAUGUCAGCGCCGAAGCCGUUAACAGAGGCUUCCUCGAUGGAUUUUGCGAAGGUAUCAUCGGUGCUCUUUACGGUUCUGAGAAAGAUACAAACAGUGAAGAUGAUGCCCCAACUAGGAUUCCAAAAGGCUCAAAAGUCGGUAUUGUCACAUUCGACAAAGAGUUGCAUUUCUACAAUCUCAACCCUAGUCUGGACGCAGCUCAGAUGCUUGUUAUGCCGGAUCUCGAGGAACCUUUUGUGCCACUCAGUGACGGCUUGUUUGUGGAUCCUGUGGAAUCGAAGUCCAUUAUCAUUUCCCUGCUUACGCAGCUUCCCAACAUGUUCUCUGAGUUCAAGAAUCCGGAGCCGUGUUUGCUCGUUGCUCUUGACUCAGCUGUACAAGCACUUUCGGCAACGGGUGGAAAGAUUGUGUCGUCACUGGCUUCUUUGCCGACGUGGGGUCCUGGCCGUCUACACCUCCGCGACGAUGGCAACAAUCAGGGCAAUACUGAUGCCGACCGAAAGCUGUUCACAACCGAGCAUCCUGCUUACCGAAAGAUCGCACAGAAAAUGGUGGAGAACGGGAUUGGCAUAGACUUUUUCCUUGCAGCACCAAACGGUGGCUACUUGGAUGUUGCAGCGAUUGGUCAUGUAUCCGCAACUUCAGGCGGUGAAGUCUACUACUAUCCUAACUUCCACUCUACCCGCGAUACACUCAAACUCUCGAAAGAAAUCAAGCAUACGGUGACUCGUGAUACCGGAUACCAGGCGAUGAUGAAAGUUCGAUGUUCGAACGGUCUGCAAGUGUCAGCAUACCAUGGAAAUUUCUAUCAUCACACUUUUGGUGCAGACCUCGAGUUCGGUGUUAUUGAUGCUGACAAGGCUAUUGGAGUCAUGUUCUCAUAUGACGGUAAACUUGACCCUAAGCUCGAUGCCCAUUUCCAAGCCGCUCUUCUUUAUACUACAGCCAGUGGCCAGCGCCGGGUGAGGUGUAUCAACAUCGUCGCAAGUGUGAGCGAAGGCGUGUCAGAGGCAAUGAAAUUCAUCGAUCAAGAUGCUGUAGUAAGCAUCAUCGCCAAGGAAGCCGCCGCUCGUAUGCUCGAGAAGAAUCUCAAAGACAUUCGAGCUGCGUUGACCGAAAAGACCGUUGAUAUCCUGGCUGGGUACCGUAGGAACUUUACGGCAAGCAACAAUCCACCCGGUCAGCUUGUUCUACCUGAGAACUUGAAAGAGUUCAGCAUAUACAUGCUUGGCUUGUCCAAAUCGAGAGCUUUCAAAGGCGGCAAGGAGCCUACCGACCGGAGAGUGCAUGAUAUGCGGAUGAUCAAAGCCAUGGGGCCUUUGGAAAUGUCCCUAUACCUCUAUCCGCGCAUCAUAUCCAUUCAUGACCUCGACGAAAGGGAUGGGUUUGCAAAUGAGAAUGGACAUCUACGUAUGCCAGACUCCAUUCGAGCGUCAUUUUCUCAGGUUGAGGAAGGAGGUGCUUACCUUGUGGACAACGGACAAACUGUCUUACUGUGGCUACAUGCACAAGUAUCCCCGAAUCUACUCGAAGAUCUCUUUGGUGAAAACAAGAAGAGUCUCAAGAGCCUAGACCCUUUCUCGUCAUCCCUACCGGUACUUCAAACACAUCUCAACGCCCAAGUACGAAACAUUCUGCAAUACCUGGAGUCUUCUCGCGGUUCCAAAGCCAUGACUAUACAGCUCGCUCGACAAGGACUUGACGGUGCGGAAUAUGAGUUUGCUCGGCUGUUGUACGAGGACCGAAACAACGAAGCGCAAAGCUAUGUGGAUUGGCUGGUGCACGUUCAUCGGCACAUACAGCUAGAGCUUGCUGGGCAACGGAAGAGGGAGGAUUCAGAUGGUGGGUUGGGUUCCUCAUUUGUGGGGUUGCGUACCCCGUAUUGGGGAUGA
Periconia digitata is the source of this 3299-nucleotide messenger RNA. The record is from the annotation of a GenBank genome assembly. NCBI's taxonomy places the organism in Eukaryota, Fungi, Ascomycota, Dothideomycetes, Pleosporales, Periconiaceae.